UCACGGGACAUGUUAGUUGGGUUUGGUGAGCUAUAUUGGGCCAAUGUUGGCGCCAACAUGUUAUGCCAACGCGAGUGGGUGGGUGGAGUGUGGAGUUGACGUUUUAGUGACGGGACUGUUUGAGUACAACAAGAGUACAAUCAUGAACAUGAGUGAAUCUUUGUGUGUGAAUAUAAACAGUGUCUUGUUUGACAGAAAAUUGCAUCCCGAUAACUAAGAUAAAUUUGUGUUCGCUUUAAAUUGUUGUUUUCUUUUCAGUCUUUUAAUUUGGAUAUGGAGCAAUGAUCUACAAUCGCGAAUCCCAAAGACUUGCAAAUGUUUUUUAAUCAAUCAAAGAUUAAACUCAUUAUUUAAUAACUUCACUACAACAAUCAAUCAAUAAAUUGUUUUGAAGUUUUUUUUACCUUUGUUCCCUCCUAUUCUAUUUGCUUUCUAAUUAGAUUGGUGUAGAUAUCUACUUUGAUCGAAGUGUUUAAACAACACACAGCAAUUCAGGAGUUUACUUGACUGACUUUGAAUUUAAUCGAAAAUGUCAAACAAUUCUAUGGGACAAACCCCAAAUAUUGGCCUUGGGUCUUUAAACCAAAGUGGUAUACAAUACGUGAACAACCCAUUGCAAAGCCCUCAAAUACAGUCUCCAUCUAUACAAGGAUCUCCAUCACAGCACAGUCCUAUGGGCAUUCAGUUACAAAUAGGUUCUAAACCAAAUGCAAGUGGAUUCGGCGAACAACCCACACCGCCGAUUAUGAGCCGGCCUCGUUUGCAAGAGCUAGUGAGGGAGGUAGAUCCAACAGUUCAACUAGAUGAAGAAGUUGAAGAGAUGUUACUGCACCUAGCGGAUGAUUUCAUAGACUCCACUUUAAACGCAGCUUGCUCUUUGGCGAAACACAGACAUGCCUCUACAGUGGAGCUCAAAGAUGUGCAAUUGACACUAGAACGGCAAUGGAAUAUGUGGAUACCUGGAUUUGGUAAUGAUGACAUACGACCAUAUAAACGAGCCGCUGUCACUGAAGCACACAAGCAACGCAUGGCCCUCAUCAAGAAGACUAUCAAGAAGUAUUAAAUAUUCUCUUGUAUUAUAUAUUACUAUUAACUAUUUAUAUACCUAUUUAAGUGUUUCAAACAACACAUUAGUUGGUAAAUGUUGAAAUCUCAACUUUUGAAUAGAUGAAGCAUUAAUUACUAGUCAGGUGAAGUAUAAUUCCUUACAUAUUAUCAAUGUGUUUGAAAAUAUUG
This is a messenger RNA of Pectinophora gossypiella (pink bollworm), 1236 nucleotides long. It is a transcript of the gene Taf12, whose product is annotated as transcription initiation factor TFIID subunit 12-like. The coding region runs from base 530 to 1063 and encodes 177 amino acids. The transcript has 3 exons. Gene Ontology annotation, biological process: RNA polymerase II preinitiation complex assembly; DNA-templated transcription initiation. Gene Ontology annotation, molecular function: DNA binding; protein heterodimerization activity; TBP-class protein binding. Gene Ontology annotation, cellular component: SAGA complex; SLIK (SAGA-like) complex; transcription factor TFIID complex. Lineage: Eukaryota; Metazoa; Arthropoda; Insecta; Lepidoptera; Gelechiidae. The record is from RefSeq and is a predicted model, not a curated record.